AGGAAACGCAAACCGCGUUUUUAUAAAGUUCAGCCAUGAACUUUCGAGAAGGACUUUUCAUUGUGUUUUACCCAGUAGGUAUUAUAUCAUUGUCGGUCGUAUUUGGUGAUCAUGAUACUUCUAAACGAGAGACACGGACGCAAAAUGCUACUCUGUACGACUCAAUUUAUGGCUACAACGAAUUUAAAAGAUUGUACCCAACGAAAGAAACAACGCUGUGCUAUGAUAGCUCUGGUGUCAACAUAAAUGGCUCAGUAUUCAUGAACUUUACAUGUCCACUUCCUGACCAGGACAAAGGACUAACAGACUGCUGUAACAAUACCUGUUGUAGGCCAAAGAUUGUCAAGAAAAGUAAAGGCAGCGAUAGCACUGUUGCUGUGGCGGUGGUUGUCAUUGCGGUGUGUGCGGUGGUGAUAUCUUUCUGUGCCGUUCUCUACUACUGUUAUCUACAGAGAAGGCCAGGGAUACGGGACGGAAAACUUGUCUGGAUCAAACGGAAAAAGAAGAAAAAUGUGUAUGAGCAGGGAGGAGCGUCUUCAGGAACCGGAAAUGCUGCUGAUGAUAACGAGAUGGAGGAUGUGCUUGCCGUUGUGUAUUCUACAGACGAAAACGGUCAUGUGCUGCAUCAUUCUCAUGACACACCGCAUGACACGAAAAAUGUAGAGAAGAAGGUUUUCUUACUCCCCGAGGAAUUGGUGGAGAAGAUAGAAAUGGACAUGCAUGAGGGAUCCUGCCCCAGAAGUCGCAGAGGAAGCCAUAGCUGGUUAUCAUGAGAACUACACUACAGGAAAAGAAGGAAAUAUGCUUUUAAGUAUGAAAAUUGUUGAUGGGAAUCAAAAGCGUAGAGAGACAGUUGUCCAUUUCAUAUGAAGCAUUUUUCUUUCCAAUGACCCUGUACACUUCAAAGGUGUACAAAAGUCAAUAUGCAUGUCUUGCAGUAAAGAAUAAAAAGGGAUAUGUUUCUUCAACUGAAAUAAUAGUUUAUACUGUUUACAAGGAAAUUUUCGCCCCCGUUUUAUUUUCGCCUCUUUUGCCCUCGUUUGAAGUGGGCAAAUUUAAAACGGAGUGAAUUCAAAGUAAACAGUAUUAUAUCUUAAACAAAUCUGUUUCUUGGCAUAUUUUAAUUGUUUGCAAAUGUGAAAGGGCGAAAACAACACAGUGCGAA
This is a messenger RNA of Saccostrea echinata, 1165 nucleotides long. RefSeq lists its product as uncharacterized. Bases 36 to 773 code for a protein of 245 amino acids. NCBI's taxonomy places the organism in Eukaryota, Metazoa, Mollusca, Bivalvia, Ostreida, Ostreidae. The record is from RefSeq and is a predicted model, not a curated record. The transcript has 6 exons.